Messenger RNA from Aspergillus melleus, 1578 nucleotides. Its product is annotated as pre-rRNA processing. The record is from RefSeq and is a predicted model, not a curated record. NCBI's taxonomy places the organism in Eukaryota, Fungi, Ascomycota, Eurotiomycetes, Eurotiales, Aspergillaceae. Gene Ontology annotation, biological process: actin cortical patch localization; endocytosis; actin cortical patch assembly. Bases 1 to 1578 code for a protein of 525 amino acids. Gene Ontology annotation, cellular component: actin cortical patch. Gene Ontology annotation, molecular function: Arp2/3 complex binding. The transcript is spliced from 2 exons.
AUGCUCAUGACACGACAGUUGGUCUUGAACGAGCAAUUCAUGAUCUCAGCACACGAUCCCGUGGGUGAGCGAUCGUCGUCGGCUCCUCUGACGAAUCGAGUGAUCAAGGUGCUAUCUAUGCACGGAAAUUAUUACAAGACGUUCGGCGAGAAUAUUAUUCUUCUAAUCAACCGAGAAGCCGAAACUUCUCUUCAGCUUCUCACUCUCAAACUUCUAUACCUCAUCUUCACAACGCCUAGCACGUACGAAUACUUCUAUACGAACGACCUCCACGUCCUUGUCGACAUUCUAAUCCGAAAUCUUCUUGACCUGCCCGAAGAAGCCUCCGCUCUGCGCCACACCUAUUUGCGAGUUUUGUACCCGCUGUUAGCACAUACGCAGUUGAAGGCGCCGCCGCAUUACAAGCGCGAUGAGUUGAGGCGAAUGCUCAGCAUCCUUGUCCGCGGUCAGCUUUUCAGCGGUGAACUCGACCGCGAGAAGAUCAUGCAUUUCGAAGAGGUUGACGAGACGACUAGACGACUAGUCAGCCGCUGCAUCGCAGUCGAAUGGCUACAAGAUUGGGACACUACUCGAGACGACAAAGCUUCGCCGGACAAAGAAACGGAGCCUUCCUCGGCCACGGAUGUCUUUCCUGUCGACGUUGAUAUUGGAGCUCCGCUGGAGCCCUCGCGUACACUAUCGCCCACUAGUACCAACACCAGCACGGUAGCCAGCUCACCGGAGACAGCAUCUCCUACGAGACUAGAUGGUGUGCACAGCAGUAAACCUAACCACAUCCAAAGGCUGGGAAUGCAUCUCGAGCCCGCAUCUUCCUCGUCGCUGAGCGUCCAAGAAGUUGCUUCCCAGCACGAAAAGCCAGGCAUCAUCACCCCCAGUCGACAUGACAACAGCAAUACCGACUCCCUGCAUGCCAAACCCAAGAUCAAGCCUCUCCCACCGAAUCCCCGACGCUGGCGCGGGCGAAGAAGAACUCUCACCUCGGAAGAUGAAAACAACCCUCUCAACAUCACCCACACCCGCAGCAGCACCAGUAGCAGCUAUGACAAAAUCCCUGAGGACGCCGUGCCGGAUGCUGCAAUCACUGCCAGCCCCAUCGCCGCCUCUCCCACCCUAUCCCCGGUCACAACCGCCGCCCACCAGCCCGGCGACCGAAGAAACUCAACCACAACGUCGGGACUGGCUCCCCCUCCUGUCCCCGGGCAUUCUCGUCGCUCCGCGUCGAACCCGCCCCCGGCCGUGCCGCCUCCUCGUCGAUCCACCCACCCUGCCGUCCAAGCGCAUGCCUCCAGCCACUGCACGCCCGUCACUAGUCCUUCGCGACUACAAGCGCAGACAUCGGCACCGCCUCAGCUCCCGCAACCCCUCAGCAGCAAACACGGGCAGAAACCCGAGCCCCCGCGGACUCGCCGCUGGGGUCGUGGUAAAGCGCAUGCGCCGUCUGAUACCUCGGAACGAUUCCAUUCAGAUACAGAGCCGGGUCAGCCCCACUCCUCUGUGCCUUCCAACGAGAACGAAAAACGCAACUCCGGACCAACGGUCAGUGUAGAGGAGGCGGUACAGAACGUCACCCUUGAAUAG